This is a messenger RNA of Strongyloides ratti, 816 nucleotides long. RefSeq names its product Inositol polyphosphate multikinase. Gene Ontology annotation, biological process: inositol phosphate biosynthetic process. Lineage: Eukaryota; Metazoa; Nematoda; Chromadorea; Rhabditida; Strongyloididae. The record is from RefSeq and is a predicted model, not a curated record. Gene Ontology annotation, cellular component: nucleus; cytoplasm. The transcript is spliced from 2 exons. Gene Ontology annotation, molecular function: inositol-1,4,5-trisphosphate 3-kinase activity; inositol tetrakisphosphate kinase activity. The coding region runs from base 1 to 816 and encodes 271 amino acids.
AUGAUAAAGAUUGAUGAAAGAGAACCAGAAGGAUAUGAAUGGUAUAAAGAACAGAUAGCUGGUCAUCAUCCAUCUGUUAUUAAAGGUAAUCAAAAACAAAUUGGGUUGUUAAAAAAGAAAAAUGGUAAAAAUGUUCUUAAGGUAGUUCAAGAUGGAAUGAAGGGUGAAUUGGAAGUUCAGUUUUAUGAUACAUUGUUUAAUCAAGAUGUACCAAAAAGUUUAGAAUUGCUAAAAAGUUUUGUACCUGAGUAUUUUGGAUUACAUGAUAUUAAAUUUACCGACAAAACAUUCAAAUUUAUUGAAUUAGCUGAUAUAGCUGAAGGGUAUAAAUUUCCUUGUCAAAUGGAUGUUAAAAUUGGAAUAAAAACAUUUGAUCCACAUGCAUCACUAAAGAAACAAGAAAACGAAAGAUAUAGAUUAAAUUUAAUUGAUAACAUCGAUAAAAAUAAUGUAAGUUUAAUUGCUAAAGAUCGAGUGUGGGGUCGUUCAUUUGAUGAAAAAAAUGUAUUAUUUGCAUUCAAAGAAUUUUUCAUUCAUAAUUCCUCACAUUUGAAUAGUCAUUUAUUAGAAAAUUUUUUGAAACAACUUAAAACAUUGGAAUCAUGGUUUAGUGUUCAAACAAGUUAUCACUUCUAUGCUUCUUCUCUUUUAUUUGUAUACGAAGGUAACGCAAAAGUGAAAGAAGAACUUAAGCCAACAAUUAAAAUGAUCGAUUUUUCUCAUACUUAUUCUGGUAAUGGACAACUAGAUAAAAAUUAUAUUCCCGGUUUACAAAAUUUAAUUGAAAUAUUUGAAAAAUGUUUAAAUUUAAUGUGA